This is a messenger RNA of Closterium sp. Naga37s-1, 669 nucleotides long. NCBI's taxonomy places the organism in Eukaryota, Viridiplantae, Streptophyta, Zygnematophyceae, Desmidiales, Closteriaceae. The record is from the annotation of a GenBank genome assembly.
AUGGGCAAGUCGCUGGGCAACAGUAUUGACCCCGAUGAACUGGUGACAACCUUCGGAGCGGACGUGGACGGCCACAAGAUGGGCGAGUCGCUGGGCAACACAAUCGACCCUGACAAGCUGGUGACCACCUUUGGCGCGGACGCGGACGGGCACAAGAUGGGCAAAUCCCUAGGGAAUACUAUCGACCCAGACGAGUUGGUGACCACAUUUGGCGCGGACGCGGUGCGAUACUUCUUCCUUCGGGAGAUCGAGUUCGGCAGCGAUGGGGACUUCUCUAAGGAGCGAUUCGUUAACAUUGUCAAUGCAAACCUUGCAAACACCAUAGGCAAUCUGGUGAACCGCACGCUGGGGCUGCUCAAGAAGAACUGCAGCAGCACUCUGAGCAUCGACUCCGCUUAUCUGCCCCUCGACCAUCCUCUCCGCACCACCACUGCUGCAUCCAUGGCAACGGCAGCAGUGUGCUAUGCUGCUUUGGACUUCAGUGGGGCGUGUGAGGCGAUUCUGGUGCCAGCAGCAGCGGGGAACGGGUUUUUGGAGGAAAGAGCACCUUGGAGCAAGUUCAAACAGGGUGGGGCAGAAGCAGAAGAGGCUGCUACGGUCCUGGUGGCAGUGUUGGAGACGGCUCGCUGUGUGGCCGUGGCAUUCUCAUCAACCCCACUUCCAGAAUGA